GAGUGGGUGCAGCUAUAAAAGCAGCUCUCUCCCUCAGCGUGGACACAGUAACAGGUGUCCCAGGUGAAGCCUCGCCCACUCAGCGCUCAGAGCUCCACGGCAGCAGCAGCAGUCAUGGCUCCAAGACCAGAGGUGGGGACUGAAUCCUCCCCUGAACUCGAUGACAACACUCAGACUAAAGACAUGGCCAUCCUGCCGGCCUACUCUACUGUGGACCUGGUGAAUGAGGAGAAGGAGGUGGACAAUCCCUGGGACCUCCCAGAGCUCAAAGACAUGGGGCCCAAGUGGUCAGAGCUGGACACAAAGGGGAAGAUUAAGAGAGUGUUGACUGGGAUUCUGAAGAUCAUCCUGCUGCUCGGCUUCCUCUACCUCUUCAUCUGCUCUCUGGAUGUGCUCAGCUCUGCUUUCCAGCUGGUUGGAGGAAAAGCUGCCGGUGACAUCUUCCAGGACAACGCUGUGUUGUCCAACCCUGUGGCCGGCCUGGUCAUCGGGGUGUUAGUCACCGUGCUGGUGCAGAGCUCCAGUACCUCCUCCUCUAUUGUGGUCAGCAUGGUGUCCUCUGGAUUGCUUAAUGUGAAAUCAGCGGUGCCAAUCAUCAUGGGCGCCAACAUUGGAACAUCCGUCACCAACACCAUCGUGGCCAUGAUGCAGGCAGGAGACAGGAAUGAAUUCCGCAGGGCGUUUGCUGGUGCCACCGUCCACGACUUCUUUAACUGGCUGUCUGUGCUCGUUCUUCUGCCCCUGGAAGUGGCCACAAAUGUUCUCUACACCAUCACUGACGAGCUGAUCGCAUCCUUCAACAUCCAGACUGGAGAGGAUGCUCCUGACCUGCUCAACGUCAUCACAGACCCGCUCACAGACUCCAUCGUUGAGCUGGACAAAUCUGUGAUCACUGGCAUUGCAACAGGAGACGCAGAAGCCAGAAACAAGAGUCUGAUCAAAAGGUGGUGCAAAACAUUCAAAAACACGACUUUCUACAACACAACGGUGGACAUCUGCCCGGCCGGAGCGGUCUGCUGGGAGGAAGACGGCCUGAUCUGGACCGAGAUGAACUCCACUCUGACUAUAAACCUGAAGAAAUGCAGUCAUAUCUUUGUGAACGUGGACCUGCCUGACCUCGCCAUAGGUCUCAUCCUCCUGGCUCUGUCCCUGCUCGUCCUCUGCAGCUGCCUCAUCCUCAUCGUCAAACUGCUCAACUCCAUGCUGAAGGGGCAGGUGGCCGUGGUCAUCAAGAAGGUGCUCAACACAGACUUCCCGUUCCCUUUCGCCUGGGUUACCGGAUACAUCGCCAUCGUGGUGGGAGCAGGGAUGACGUUCAUCGUCCAGAGCAGCUCCGUCUUCACAUCGGCUAUAACUCCUCUUGUUGGUAUCGGUGUGAUCAGCCUGGAGAGAGCCUACCCUCUGACUCUGGGCUCAAACAUUGGAACUACAACCACGGCUAUACUCGCUGCCAUGGCUAGUCCUGGAGAAACGCUCGCUAGCUCCCUGCAGAUUGCACUCUGUCAUUUCUUCUUCAACAUCUUUGGGAUCGUCCUGUGGUAUCCCAUCCCCUUCAUGCGGAUCCCCAUCAGGCUGGCCAGAGGUCUGGGGAACCACACGGCGAAGUACCGCUGGUUUGCCGCCCUCUACCUCUUCCUGUGCUUCCUGGUCUUGCCUCUGUCUGUGUUCGGUCUGUCCCUGGCUGGCUGGCAGGUCCUGGUGGGCGUCGGCGUGCCUAUCAUUGCGCUGAUUAUCUUUGCAAUCAUCAUCAAUGUUAUGCAAUCUCGCUGCCCACACUCCCUGCCCAAAGUCCUCCGCAGCUGGGACUUCUUGCCCCGUCCUCUGCACUCCAUGGAGCCCUGGGACGCCAUGGUGACGUCCACUUUCGGCUUCUGUGGGAGACACUGCUGCUGCUGCUGCAGAUGCUCCAAAUGCUGCAGACAACAGGAGGAGGAGGAGGAGAAGAUGUCAGGCAUCAGCAAGAAGAGCCUGGAGAUGUACGACAACCCAACCCUGGCAAGAGACGACGAUCCAAAGAUUAUCAAAGCGUCGCAGCUUUAAGAUUUUUCUGUUUAAUAUCAACCUAUCUUGGUGCAAUAAUUCAAAGAAACACUUGUAAUUGUUCUGCUCAGGUAUGUCGAUGAUUUGUCAUUAAGCACUCUCUGUUAAACACUCCUUCACCGUCCUGCUGGAGAACAUGAACACAAGUGUUGGACAUGUUAACAUAAACCUGCCAUUUCUGUAAUGUAAAGUCUGUCAUGUUUAUUUACAAUGUUUUAUUGCUCACACUCACUAUCUGAUAACUAUGGGUGGUUCCCAACUUAUUUUUAUAUUUGUUAUGAAGUGUAAAAGACAUUUGGUCUUAUUUUCUUUGAACUUUAAACUUUGAAAUCUCAAAACGGUAAUGUAGCAUUUCAAAUAUUUGUUAUC
Molecule: messenger RNA, 2409 nt
Organism: Cheilinus undulatus (humphead wrasse)
Lineage: Eukaryota; Metazoa; Chordata; Actinopteri; Labriformes; Labridae
Gene: slc34a2b
Product: solute carrier family 34 member 2b
Exons: 13
Coding region: 115-2040 (641 amino acids)
Biological process (GO): intracellular phosphate ion homeostasis; sodium-dependent phosphate transport
Cellular component (GO): apical plasma membrane; brush border; vesicle
Molecular function (GO): sodium:phosphate symporter activity
Source: RefSeq, a predicted model, not a curated record